Molecule: messenger RNA, 2704 nt
Organism: Branchiostoma belcheri (Belcher's lancelet)
Lineage: Eukaryota; Metazoa; Chordata; Leptocardii; Amphioxiformes; Branchiostomatidae
Product: targeting protein for Xklp2 homolog
Biological process (GO): regulation of mitotic spindle organization; activation of protein kinase activity
Cellular component (GO): microtubule; spindle
Source: RefSeq, a predicted model, not a curated record
AGGCUUGAAUACUAGAGACGCCAUUUUGGUGUGGUCAGUUAGACGCUGAAAUUUUCUCUCAAGUUUUGCGAAGCUAGGCGCUGAAAUUCUUGCCAGAUUUUCGUACAACAGGAUAGCGCAAUGAGCCAGGACGUGGAAGGAGCUACGAAAUGGGAUUUUAACUGCCCACAGUUUGUAGAUUUCUCCGAGCCGCAGACGUUGGACGACAACGCAGACGAGUGGUUUGACUAUGACCAUGAGAAUGAUGAAGGCAUCCCCCUGGACUCUCCACCGUCUCCCCCAGAAGUUAAAGUUGAGAAGAAAGAAGAACCUUUCCCCAUAACCACGGGAACAGAAACCCUACAGAAGAUGCAGGAGACGGCCCUGUCUGCUACUGCCUUCCCUGUGGUGAAAGUCGCUCCUUAUGUGGAGAAAGAAGAGAAGAAAGACCAACCAGAGUUCCCAGUCAAGGAGGAGGCUGUCCCAGAGAAGGUGGACCCAACAGUGGAGGAGACAGAAACGGAGCAGACAGAGCCACCCGUGGAGGUUGUGGUCAUGCAGCCUGAGGAAACCCCCAUGCAGUUCACCGCAGUCACAGAGGCACCGGUCGAUGCAGCAAAGAAACGGCAAAGAAAGGCAAAGACGGAGGCCUCACGAGUGCGGAGAUCAGUCCGGAGGAAGAGUUUUGUGAAGGAGGUGCCAAAGGAGCUUCCCGUAGAACCAGCAAACAAGAAACAGAAGACUGCUGCCAACGAAAGACGGUCUGCCCCGACAGCCGCAGCUCCGAGACCACGGCGACCAUCCGGAAAAACACGUCGUUCAGCCGACACCUCCGCAGAGCCUCCAGUGAAGAAAGCCAAGUCCUCGACAGACCCAAAAACGCGGAUCAAACUCACCAUGCCGAAAACUCCAGAAUGCGCAAAACGUUCCUACAAGCGUCCAGGCGUGGUCAAGAAGACUUCAGAGGAUCUUGAGUUAGAGAGGAUUGAGCAGAUGAGGGAAGAGGCUCGGCGUCAGCACCAGAUAUCAGAGGAAUCUCAUAAGCAGACCCAGGCCUCGGCUGGCUACCACGCCACCCGUGCGACCGUCCCGCUGACCAAGCCCCACGCCUUCCACUUCCACACGGACGAACGCGUCAAAGACCACACCAUGGAGACCAGGCAGGACUCCAAGAACAAACGAUUCGAAGAGAGUCUGCGAACACACCCGCCCUCCCCAGCAAAAUGUAACAAGGUGACGAAGCCGAAGCCUUUCAAGUUCACAAACGAGUCCAGGAAGAGGAAACUUCACGAAGUGGACAACUCAGGGUACAACAAGUGGCACUCUGUGUCCGAGCAGGUCAUCAACUUCCACAAGAAAACACCCGACCGCUUCCGCCGUAAGGCUAAGAUGGACCUCAACGCAACCAGGGCAGGACCUGUUGUCGGUGACCACAAGAUGAAGCUGACUCAUCCCCAGAGUCCAAACUUCUCCAAGGCACGCGCCCGCAACCGCUCGGCUCACGUGAAGAGCGCCGCAGAGAUCGAAGAGGAAGAGGUGGAAGAGAUGAAGAAGUACAAGUUCAAGGCCAGGGAGGUUGACCAGCGACUGUUCCAGCAGACAGGAGUCGGGGUGCCGAAGAAGCCACACAAACCUGUCACCCAGCCUAUAGGCAUGGACCUGGAGACAGACCGCAGGAUACAGGAGAGACAUGAGGAAGCAAAGUCCACUGAGAAUGAAGAGAAAUUUGAGUUCCACGCCAGGCCAGUUCCUGCCAAAAUCCUGGAGGGACCAGUGGGAGUAGCUGAGAAGAAGGUGGCCCCUCUCACCAUCCCAGAGUCUCCAGCUUUCGCCCUGAAGAACAGAGUCCGCAGUGUCAAACCAGAGCUCGAACAGGAGGAAGAAGAGAGAAUCAUCUAUGCCCGUCCCAUGCCUCACACGGGCGUCCCCUUCAAACCCAACCGGGAACACAAGGUGACCCAGCUGGCUCCCUUCUCCUUCCAGGACAGGGUGGAGGAACAGCUGGUCAAGAAGGAGGAGAAGAUUCAGCAGAUCAUCCAGGAGGAGGCCAAGGUUGCCAGCUCGUUCCGAGCUCAGAACUUGCCUGUGACGCUCCACGAGCCCGGAAACCUUCCCGACGUUCCCAAGAAGGCGCCCACGAACCCUGAACCUUUCCAACUGAGCUGUGACGACAAGGGCGCCAAGAAGGCUGCAGAGUGGAGCAAGAAGAUGGAAGAAGAGCUGAAGCAGCAGAGAGAGCAGGCCAGCAGCUUCAAACACAGAUCAGCUGAUGUCCUGUACAAGGAACCUUUCAUCCCACAGAAGGCCACCAAGCCACUCACAGAUGUGAGUGAGUUUGACCUGAACACGGUGCGCCGUGCGGAGCAGCGGCAGGAGUUUGAGAUGCAGAAGAAGAUGAAGGAGGAGGAGAUGGAGGCUCAGCGCCAGCAGCAGGAGGCCGAGCGGAGGGAGCAGGAGCAGAUCGAGAUCGCCAGACUCCGCAAGGAGCUCGUCCACAAGGCCAACCCCAUCCGCCACGGCCGCCCGCUCGACAUCCAGCCCAGCAACAAGCCGCUCACCAACCCACAGACGCCAAACUUCUCCGACAGGAGAAGGAAGACCAGCGUGCGGUUGUAGUACUGACUGAGGUUGUAGUAGUAGUGACUGGAUCAAUUUUUUUUGCUCUGCUGUUUAUCUGUACAGUUUGUGUUCUUCAAGUUAUAGCCUGGUUACCAGUACUAUUAUA